AAAAAUUUAAGGUUGCCUGCGGUACUCAGUUUUUACCCUGUGAUAACCAUUCUAAGGUUAUAGCCUACUGCGAACUUGUUCCCAGUGACAAAUAGCCAUACCUGCGCUUCCCUUUCUCCACAAUUUCUCAAAUUUUUGUAAGAAAUCAAAACUAUCAGCAAAUCUCUUACUCACUCACUCGCUCACUCUCAAACAUGGGGACCAUCGAUUCUCUCCCAUUCAUAGACAUGUCAACCCUAACCCAGUCUGAACUUCGUACUUUGUCUCUCUGCUCAACCUCCGCUUUCGAUCUCAACCGCCUUGACGACCUCGUCAUUCCCAUCAUCGAUCGUUCCCUAUUCAACGAAAGCGCCGGCUCCCGAAAACAAACCUUCUCUCGUCCUACUAACACCACCUACCACCACCACCAUCUCCGCCACCGCAUGGCCGGCCUUCUCCCCUCUUCCAAACAACUACCCUCAUCGUCUUCUCUUCCUUCUCAUCUCGACCCUGAACAUUUAGAAAACCGUUCCAUUCUUAACUCCCUUCGGAAAUCCCUUUCCCAAAGCCCUCACUUUAACGAUGUCGUGUCUUUGUUCAGCGUUUCGGGAGAAAAGGAUCAGAUUUUCAGAAAAAGAAAGAGGGGAAGGAAGCCGAAAACAAAAGUUAAAUCAUUGGAGGAGAAUUUGGAGAUUGUCAACAAGAAUGGAGGGGUGGUGGAUAUUGUGGCAUUGGGGAGUUUGGAGGAUCCUUAUGGGGAAGAAUUGAGGGGAAGAACUGAAGGAAUGAUUGGGAGUGAAGAGGAAUUGUUAAGUUUUAUGAGGGAUUUGGGUGGACAGUGGUGUAGUAGAAGGAAGAAGAGGAAGAUUGUUGAUGCUAAUUUGCUUGGUGAUAUUUUGCCUGUUGGGUGGAAGCUCUUGCUUGGCCUUAGAAGGAGAGAGGGCCGUGCCUCUAUUUAUUGCCGCCGAUAUAUAAGCCCUGGUGGACAACAUUUUUUAUCAUGCAGGGAAGUUUCUGAAUAUUUGCAAUCCUAUUUUGGACUUCAUGAUGCUCACCUGUCAAUAGAUCAUGGGGCUGACAUUGUUCAGAAAGAUUAUAGAGUUGCUUCUGGAAAUCAGUAUGCAGGUGCUACCCAGAUGGAUAAUGAACAAAGGCAGUCUAAUGAUCAGGAGAAGGAAGUAACUUUAUUGGGUAUUGACAAUCUUGCGGAGGUUCAAAUACAGGACCUUUUUGAAUGCCAUAAAUGUGACAUGACAUUUGAUGAGAAGGAUACAUAUUUACAACACCUUUUGUCAUUUCAUCAGAGGACUACAAGGAGGUACAGACUUGGUUCUUCAGUUGGGGAUGGUGUUAUAAUAAAAGAUGGGAAAUUUGAAUGCCAGUUCUGUCAUAAGGUAUUCCAUGAAAGACGUCGAUACAAUGGUCAUGUAGGGAUUCAUGUGAGGAAUUAUGUGAGGGGAAUAGAAGAUACCCCUGGUCGGUCGACUCUUCAGAAAAGAAUUCUGUCUCCUGCUAGGGAGGAGUUUCCUACAAGGAUCUCUAAAAUGGAUGCUUUGAUAGAAAUUGCUCAAAAUUCUAUUCUUGAAACGUCCUCUGCUAGGUCUACUGCCAUACCUGUUGCUUCCAUUUCUGACCAUGAACUGAACUCUGACUCUGCUUUCAGCGAACCCGACAUGGAUGAUAGAAAUAUGGACAAAGAAUCAUAUCAACAAAUUAGCAAGCCAAAGAUUACUGAUGAAAAGAUGGAGGCUGAUGAUGUUGAUGCUGGCAAUGUUAUGGAUGUUAAGAUACAUUCCUGCGUGGAUUUUGCAAGUGAUCUAACUUCUGCUGAGCAAAAUGGUUAUUCCUGUGAAAAAUUUUGUGUGAAAGAUGGUCUGUCAUUCAUUGCUGAUGAAAUUGACAAGUCUGUCACUGAGCAGGAAAGAGUCUCUAUGGGUCACACACUGACUGCAUCUAGUGAUUUGAAUGUUGAACCUAUUGAGAGUAAUGAGAAUUUGGUUUGCACUAAUGCAGUUGAGCAUAAGGAGCUAAAUGAAGUGAAUAACAAUAAUGAUAUUGAGUUACAAAGUGAUUUUGGGAGCAAACAUGGAAGUUCUGAGUUGCCAAGUUUGAAAGAUAAUUUAGUUCAGUAUGGAGAUUCCGAGUCUUUGAUUUCCUUGUUGCAACCAUCAGGUGGUCUUCCAACAUCAAACACUAUCUCAAAUAAGGGGGAAGGCGAAGUUUGUAGGGUCAACCAGAGACAGGAUAACGAAACAGGAUUUGAGGAGAUGAGGUUUGAUGAUAUAGAAACUCUGCAAUUCAAUUUUGGGACAGGACAAGAAUCUAUUUCGCUGGCGGAGGUGCCAAUACAUAUGGCGAGUAAUGGUGGAAUGGAAGGGUCAUAUGGUUCCUCAGUUCCGGUUGGAUCAGUAGUGUUAAAUAUGGCAAGCAGACAACUUACUACAUGUGUUUGGUGCGAAAUGGAAUUUAGUGAUGAGGGUGUUGAUUCUGAGUUGCAAUCAGAUUCUGUUGGUUACAUGUGUCCAACCUGCAAGGCCAAAGUCUCUGGGUAGCUUAAUGAACCAGGCAGUGCUUAGCCCAUGAAAUUCAGUAUGCUUUCCAUUUUUAGCAAUUUUUUUCAUUUAUAGUUGGAAGAUAAGUCAAUUUAUGAGAUUUGUAUUAAUUAUUAAAUUUCUGAGAUUACUGAAACCUAAUGAGCCACUUCGUUAAAUUAUUGUAUACAGUUUACGUGCGAAGUGUCGGUCUUUUUCAACGGAAACGUCUAAUAAAACUAAAAAUUUUUGUCAAA
Molecule: messenger RNA, 2767 nt
Organism: Mangifera indica (mango)
Lineage: Eukaryota; Viridiplantae; Streptophyta; Magnoliopsida; Sapindales; Anacardiaceae
Exons: 4
Coding region: 195-2531 (778 amino acids)
Molecular function (GO): DNA binding
Source: RefSeq, a predicted model, not a curated record